This is a messenger RNA of Plutella xylostella (diamondback moth), 4817 nucleotides long. It is a transcript of the gene Iml1, whose product is annotated as GATOR complex protein Iml1. Gene Ontology annotation, molecular function: GTPase activator activity. The record is from RefSeq and is a predicted model, not a curated record. Gene Ontology annotation, biological process: negative regulation of TORC1 signaling; cellular response to amino acid starvation; positive regulation of autophagy. NCBI's taxonomy places the organism in Eukaryota, Metazoa, Arthropoda, Insecta, Lepidoptera, Plutellidae. Gene Ontology annotation, cellular component: lysosomal membrane; GATOR1 complex.
AUGUUAAAUUUUUUGAAAUGUCAAAAGCACGAAAAUAUUUGCGUGUUACAAAAACAAUCAAAACAAAUAAAAUUUAAUUAACUUACGGACAAUUAUAAUGAUGGAGUGUACUAUAAUUUAAUCUAGUUCAGCGUUUUAUAGAAUUUAUAGUUUAAAGAUCAUUUCAUACCGUUAGCAAUGAAGUCGUUCAAGCUCAUUGUUCAUCAGUCUAGUUUCAGUCCUGCCGAUCUCAUAAUCAAUUUGAAAGACUAUCCGGGUCUCAAAGAGAAGGAUGUUGUUGAGAUCUAUCACCCUGAAAAUGACUACCCUCGGCUACUUCUUCAAGUCUCUAAGGUGGAUGUUCCAAAUAGAGGACGAGAUACCAUAAGUGUUGAGCAAAGUAUAGCAACAACAUUCCAGUUACGCACAUUUGCAGAUGUGCUAGUGAACAUUGUGAACAUUCCGGAUGUUGCGCUUGACUCUGUGGAACUCACCUUCAAGGACCAGUAUAUGGGCCGAUCUGAAAUGUGGAGGCUGAAGAAUCACCUGGUUGGCACAUGUGUUUAUUUGAACAAGAAGAUUGAGUACUGCGGAGGUGCAAUCAGAUGUCAAGUGUACGAGAUGUGGUCUCAGGGUGACCGAGUGGCUUGCGGAGUCAUCACAGAGGAUACUAAGAUUGUCUUCAGAUCUUCCACCUCCAUGGUUUAUUUGUUCAUUCAAAUGUCUUCCGAAAUGUGGGACUUUGAUAUACACGGGGACUUGUACUUUGAGAAGGCUGUAAAUGGAUUUCUGGCUGAUCUAUUCACUAAGUGGAAGAAAAACGGCAGUAACCAUGAAGUGACAAUAGUGCUAUUCUCAAGAACAUUUUACAAAGCGAAGUCCUUAGAAGAGUUCCCGCCGCACAUGCGGGAAUGUUUGCAACAAGACUACAGAGGCAGAUUCUACGAAGAUUUUUACAGGGUGGCAGUCCAGAACGAGAGGUACGAGGACUGGUCGAAUGUGCUGCUGCAGCUACGGCGACUGUUCACCGACUACCAGAAGAUAGUGCUACAGUACCACGAGCGGCCCAACAUGGAGAUACCGACGGCUAUCAACUCUACCGCAGCUCAGGGGAACUUCCUUGAGGUGCUGAAUAUGAGUUUGAAUGUAUUCGAGAAGCACUAUCUGGACCGUUGCUUCGACCGAACGGGACAACUCAGCGUGGUCAUCACCCCGGGAGUGGGAGUGUUCGAGGUCGACAGAGAACUCACCAAUGUCACCAAACAACGCAUCAUAGACAACGGAGUCGGAAGCGAUCUAGUAUGCGUCGGCGAACAACCCUUACACGCCGUGCCAUUAUUAAAGUUCCACAAUAAAGACAACAGUCUCAACUCUAUAGAUGACUACUCCAUGCCGCAUUGGAUUAACCUGUCGUUUUAUUCGACGAAUAAAAAGGUGGCCUAUUCUAAUUUUAUUCCGAGAAUCAAACUCCCGCCGCGGAAGAGUCAAGAGCCGUUGAUAAAGAUGUAUGAGGAUGAGCGAAAGGGCAAGUUGUUGAAGGAGGAUGAAUAUAUGCACAACGCCAUCUUUGAUUACGACGCGUACGACGCGCAAGUGUUCCAGCUGCCGCCUGCGCAUAGCACUUGCGUCCAAAGAGUGGCUCGUACUAAAAAGACCUCCGUAGCCGGUCUAGAGAGCAUCAGUCGCAAGAGCCCCCCAACCUCGACCAUGCACCAUCGUAAGAUGUCCGACCCUGACAUACACCACAGCCUGACGGAUAUACUCAGCAAUGGCAACAGCAGAUCCGCUCUCGACUCGACCGACUGCCCGGACGGGCCGGGGCGCGCCCCGCGCUGGGUGACGUCACACAAGCCCGUCAUCCGCACCGGCCGCGCGCUCAUCAACCCCUUCGACCCCUCGCACGUCACCGUCAAGCUCACGAGCAAUAGGAGGCGGUGGACGCAUAUCUUUCCUAAAGGUCCAACGGGAGUGUUGAUUCAACAGCACCACUACCAGGCGCGGCCGGCGGGCGAGGCGGCUUCUAAGACAGAAGUGGAAGUGAGAAGCGAUACCCCCGUGUCUAAGGAGAAUGGAGUGGUCAAUAAUAACCACCCCGUGUAUCAGGUUGAUGGUAACAUGAUGAGUCGAAAGCGCGUGAUAAGCGCUUCAGGCGCACUGAGCGUGCUAGGCGCCGCGCUCGCCGCCCCGACAGUCUCUACUACCAACAACGCCUCGCUAGCGCUACUGUGGGGCGCCACGGGAGAGCAGGAGUGGACCCCCGCCCUUACCACUGCAAGCAGAGCCAUAGGCGUGGACUGGAAAUCUCUGACCAUACCGGCGUGUCUCCCUAUAACCACGGAUUACUUCCCCGACAAGCGGUCUCUACAGAACGACUACUUAGUCUCGGACUAUAAUCUGCUACCGGAUGAUGUGAAUGCUGACUUCGCACAGAACAGAGCUAUUUAUAAGAACCCGUUGACGACUUCUGAAGUGUUUAAGGAGCUGGUUUCACAGAGAUUGGCACAGGGUUUCCAACUAAUAGUGGGUAUAAACGAGAAUGACGUGAUCGAAGCCCAUUGCCCGUCGACGCCAGCGCCCCCGCCGUCGAAAGUGGCGCCUCACAGCGGCAAAACUGCGAACCUAGCGCCCACCAAGAGAUUCCUGCUUUCCAUCGGCAGGAUAUUCCACAAACUUACUCUCGUCGGCUCUACCAUCACUGUUACGAGAUAUCGGCCCAGACACCCGUACCCCCCGUUCAACAUCCACUACCGGUACCGGUUCCACGCGCCCAACCACGACACAUACGAGGUCUCGUGGGUCUCCUUCACUACGGAGAAACUGGAGAACUAUAACUGGAACUACAUGGACCACUAUAUCUGUACACGCGGGGACAACGACUUCGCUCUUGAUCAGGGCCUAAAAUACUGGCGCUUCAGAACCCUACUCCUGCCUAUGAACAACCCGGCCACCAAGCAGAUUCUCGAAGACGAGGGCACCCACUGUGACAUCUACCCGACGCCCACUCGGCAGGACCUUGAGCAACUCACGGAGGGAUUCCUCAAGAUGACGGAACUCUACUUUAACAAGGUCAAAAGACCCAACAAGCAGCGGGGGGUCCCGCCGAUGAGCUCACUGGACGCUUCCCUGACGCAGCGCAGGCACUCCACCUCCAUCCUCAGUAGGCAGAACAUGCAGGCAGGAGUGUCGUCACCAUUUCGGGAGCGCAUUGGCAGCACCCGUCUGCCGGACCGGCCCCGGCUGAGACUAGACGCCGUAUCUACCGCCAAAACUGUGUUGGAAAGAACGCAGUCACAGUCCGGAGAAAUGGAUGACACGUACGAUGAAGGAGUGCAAGAACCAAAGCUGAAAUCCAACGCGCCACUAUCAAGCAUAAUCGAACGCAUGCGCAGUCCAACCCUUGGAGUGGGUUUCUUACAACAAACCGUCAGUCUUCCUUCCCAGGCCUUCGUUUCCAUAUACGCCAUACACUGGCUCGUGGCUAACAUGGAGGGGUGUACCACGGAGAAGGCUACGGCUAUUAUGGAGAAAAUGCUGCAAGAGAAGCUGAUCUGCCACGCGUCUGGAGACACGUACAAGAGGUUCGUCGUCGGCUACUACAUGUACCACAUACUGCCGCAGAAGAAAGAUAAAGAAUUAACAGACUACGUGAAACCACUGGGCGACCUGCAAAGCUUCGAGAACGAGUGGAUGGAGGUAGAAGUGCUGGGCCCGCGCUCCCCACUUCUGCCUUCAGACGCCGGCGCUAUAGACAUCAGUGGAGUGUCGACAGCGGUCACUGAUGAGACCGGGGUGCCUGCGUUCCUGUGUGAUGAUAUUAAUCCCAACUAUAUGAAUAUGAGCAAUGAUACUGAUAUGCCUUUAUACAAGAACACGCACCUCGACAUCGACAUAAACAACAAGAGCGACCGCAUAGAGUGGGGGCACGCGCGCUACCAGGCCACGUUCCGGCCCGACCAGGCGUACGAGAUGUGCAUCCAGUGGGCCGUCGCCUCGGGCAACAUCGUCGCUGAACUGAUAUUCGGGUGGGCGCGCAAAGCCCAGAACUGCCGGCUGCAGAUGGUGCCGAUCCCGGCGGACCCGCUGGCGCUGCCCUUCACCGCCAAGUCCGACCCGCUGCGGGGGCCCAUCUACGUGCCACUGCAUGUUGAGGGACUACUCCGGGACAAUGCCGCGCUGUUUGAAGGUUUCCCCGAAGACACGUGGCUCGAGCGGCUAUUCCUGUUCCAAGAGGCCAUAGUGGGGCGAUUCGGCUUCAUCAAGUGUACAGUCGAGAGCACAUCGCUAGAACAAGACUCGUGGGGCAACGGCAGUAGCGCUACAGUAGGAGAUCACCUGUAUGUGCAUGUCACAGGGAAUAUGUUCAUACUGAUACCUACCACGGUCAAGCACGAACCGAAGACUUUGACCUCGCGACCGGUGAAUAAGCCGUUGAAUGCUGGCAGAUAUCCAGUUCAUCCAGAGAUAGCCCCGAGUCCGCACAAGCCACUGAACUUCACCCGCCAUGUUGGCUGCAACAACGACUAUGAUAACAGUAGACGGAUGGGUUUCUUGUGGUCCUGGAACCACAUGAUCUCAAAGAAAUGGAAAUGGUCUCAGAUUCCGGCCACCGGUGAUGACGCCUUCCAGAUCAGGGUGCUUCGGGACUUCAAACAUUUCUGCGCUAAUCAUGAACAAAGACUGACUCUUUUCUGGGAUCAAUGCUGGGAGCUCAAGGAGAAGGCCCACGGAAUCAAAGCACGAUGAAAUAUAAUCACUUUAUAAGCCAAAGUAAAUGUUAAAAUUGUAAUUAAAACUAUUGUAUAUGGUAUCAUUUUGUAAAAUAUAUUUAAAAAGCAACU